Messenger RNA from Ruditapes philippinarum (Manila clam), 906 nucleotides. RefSeq lists its product as uncharacterized. The coding region runs from base 317 to 694 and encodes 125 amino acids. The record is from RefSeq and is a predicted model, not a curated record. The transcript is spliced from 5 exons. NCBI's taxonomy places the organism in Eukaryota, Metazoa, Mollusca, Bivalvia, Venerida, Veneridae.
UGUAAACCAUUUGCAACACGUUUUCAGAUUUUUGCAUGAAAAUCAUUUGAAUAAAGGACCAAAGAGAGAGUGAGAAAACCUCAGCAACCAUGUGUCAAACAGCGUCAAUAUGACUAGGAACAGAUACAAUGAAAAAAGAAAGCCAAAAGAGUGCGGCAACAGAAGGAGGAGGGAUAAAAACACAUGAGAGAGAAAGAGGGGCCUCAUAAAAGACAGCUUGAAGAACUGUAUAACAAGCAAAAACAUGCAACACAAGUGUCGGCUGCCGUCAGCAGGAAAGAGAAGAAUAGACAGAAGCAGAAUUUUGAGGUGAUGCAUGGCGUAUAAUAUAAUGUUAAAUGAUCUGCCAAAACACUUGUAUCAUUCAGAAAGGACAAGAUUUCUUAUUGGUACGGGACUGCGGAAGGCAGAGUUUCAUGCUGGAAGUUCCAGUCAGAUGGGCCUUAAUAAAGAUACCACACAACUCAAUAUCCCUCGUCCCACCCACCCUGCUACCAACAAGGCCAGUAACUCUUGGGACGAUUCUCGCACAGAUGAAUUAAAUGUGUUCAGUAUUUAUUCUCGUAGACAAGAACGACUGAUAAGACCUGGUAGGGAGCCAAUGUCUAAAAAGAAAUCUGCUGAGUCAGAAAUUCAAGCUAGUGUGACUCAGAGUCAGUCAGCCGGGCCAUCAAUAAAGUCCAGCUCAUCUUAGCGCCAACCAGCUGUAGGGACAGGGAGAAGGUCACCCGGGUUAGCAGGCCGGCGUGCUGAUAGUCCUUACAGUCAGAACUCUGAAUCUCUACGCACUCUGAGUCCUGUUGAGAGGACAAGAUCAAAGCAGUCAAAGUCAGGCAUAAAAUCUGAAGAACAUUAUGGAGAUGAGGAAACUGUUGGUGAAGAAUCUUACACACAGUCUUUUGAAAG